AUGCCCACGAUAGCUGUCGAUAAGACGGCGCUCUUCAAGGCCCUCGGCCAGGAAUACACCACCGAGCAGUUCGACGAGCUCUGCUUCGAGUUCGGCCUCGAGCUUGAUGAAGACACCACCGACACCGACCGGCCAUUCGUGAACGGGGUCCAGGAACCCCCGCAGCUAAAGAUCGAAAUUCCUGCCAAUCGCUACGAUUUGCUAUGCUUCGAGGGCAUAUCCCUGAUGUUGAAUAUCUUCCGCGGAAAGGCCGUUUCGCCAAACUACAGAGUAGUCACCCCACCAAGCGGACAGCUGCAAACUCUUGUCGUUAAGCCAGAGACGGAGAAUGUACGACCGUACGUGGCUGGUGCGGUCUUCCGCAAUAUUCACUUUGACCAGGCUCGAUACAACUCCUUCAUUGCCCUGCAAGAUAAGCUCCAUCAAAAUAUUGCUCGACAGAGGACGCUGGUCUCCAUUGGAACACACGACCUCGACACCAUCCACGGCCCCUUCUCAUACGAAGCUUUGCUUCCCAAGGAUAUAAAAUUCACCCCGCUAAACCAGACCCAAUGCAUGGACGGGGAACAGUUGAUGGAAUUUUAUGAGAAAGAUAAGAACUUGGGUAAAUUCCUGCACAUCAUUCGUGAUUCACCGGUUUAUCCUGUCAUCUACGAUUCUAAGAGGACCGUCUGCUCCCUGCCGCCAAUCAUUAACGGGGAUCACUCCAAGAUAACGCUCGAUACCCGAAACGUUUUCAUGGAGAUUACGGCCACGGAUAAGACGAAGCUAGAAAUCGUGAUGAACAUUAUGGUUACCAUGUUCUCGCAAUGCACGGAAGAGCCAUUCACGAUUGAACCCAUCAAAAUUGUUUCCGAGCACAAUAAGGAAUCACGACAAGUCCCAACCCUUGAGCCUAGAGUUGCUCAAGCCAGCAUAGCUUACAUUAACCAAUGCACUGGCCUAUCUCUUUCCGGCCAGGAAAUGUGCGAGUUGCUCAAAAAGAUGGCCCUGUCUGCCAAGGUCUCGGAGAAAUCAAAAGAUACCCUUGAUGUUUCCAUUCCAGUCACUCGAGCAGAUAUCCUUCAUCAAGCCGAUAUUAUGGAAGACGUUGCUAUCGCAUAUGGCUUCAAUGAACUUCCACGAUCCUUCCCAAGUAAAUCCGGCACCAUUGCUCAGCCUCUCCCAGUCAACAAGCUAGCCGACAUCAUCAGAGAAGAAGCCGGCAUGGCAGGAUGGACGGAAGUUCUUACUUUCGCUUUGUGCUCCCAUGACGAGAACUUUGCCUGGGUUAACCGCAAAGACGAUGGAAACACCGCCGUUAAACUCGCCAACCCUAAAACAGUUGAGUUCCAAGUUGUUCGAACAAGUCUUCUACCCGGCCUCUUGAAGACUAUCCGCGAGAACAAAAACCAUAGUCUGCCUAUUAAAAUUUUUGAAGUUAGUGAUGUGGGAUUGAAGGAUCUCUCACUUGAACGAAAGAGUCGUAAUGAACGUCACUUCGCUGCGACGUGGUAUGGCAAAACUAGCGGUUUCGAAGUUGUUCACGGUUUGCUAGACAAGGUCAUGAUGAUGAUGAGAAGUGCUUUUAUCGUUGGCGAGGAAGGGCUAGACAACCCGGAUGUUAAGGGGUCACAUUAUUGGAUUGAGGAACUUGAUGACCCUACUUACUUCCCUGGCCAUGCUGCCUCCAUACAUCUUCGCCUUGGAGAAAAGGAGCAUGUCAUCGGCUCCUUUGGCAUAUUACAUCCAACUGUCCUUGAAAAGUUCGAUCUGAAAUGUCCCGUGAGCGCUCUCGAGAUCGAUAUUGAACCGCUCCUAUAA
Molecule: messenger RNA, 1803 nt
Organism: Arthroderma uncinatum
Lineage: Eukaryota; Fungi; Ascomycota; Eurotiomycetes; Onygenales; Arthrodermataceae
Exons: 8
Coding region: 1-1803 (600 amino acids)
Biological process (GO): phenylalanyl-tRNA aminoacylation
Cellular component (GO): phenylalanine-tRNA ligase complex; cytoplasm
Molecular function (GO): phenylalanine-tRNA ligase activity; RNA binding; ATP binding
Source: RefSeq, a predicted model, not a curated record